UCAUCAGCGCUAAUUACCCCCUCCUCCCUCCCUUCCCUCCGACCUUCCGGGCAUCGCGAUGAACGGGGAGCACCCGUGGAUGUCCACCUACAAGCGGGCUACGCUGGACGACGAAGACCCCCUGGAUUCCAUCAGCGAAGGCGAUGGGUACCCCAACGGGUUCCAGGUGAAUUUCUCCAGGAGCAGCACGGGGUGCUGGGCCCAGCGCACACGCCCCGAGAAGCAGCUGGUGGCUGUGGUGGCUCUCCUGGCAGCCGUGCUGGGAGCGUGUCUGCUGGGGCUCAUCCUGCAGUACCGAGCCCGGCCGUCUGCCGUGUGCUUGUCAGAGGCCUGCAUCUCUGUCACCAGCUCCAUCCUCAGCUCCCUGGACCGCACGGUGAACCCCUGCGAGGACUUCUUCAGCUAUGCCUGCGGCGGUUGGGUCAAAGCCAACCCCCUCCCUGAUGGCCACUCACGCUGGGGCACCUUCAACAACCUCUGGGAGCACAACCAGGCUGUCAUGAAGCACCUGCUGGAGAACACCACGGCCAACGUGUCGAGCGAGGCAGAGCGCAAGGCGCAGCGCUACUACCAGGCCUGCAUGAACGAGAGCAAGAUCGAGGAGCUGCGCGCCGCCCCGCUGAUGGAGCUCAUCGCCAAGCUGGGAGGAUGGAACAUCACCGGGCCCUGGGCCGGGGGGGACAACUUCAACGCGACGCUGCGGGAGGUGACGGCGCAUUACCGCAUCUCACCCUUCUUCUCCGUCUACGUCAGCGCCGACUCCAAGAACUCCAACAGCAACGUCAUCCAGGUGGACCAGUCGGGGCUGGGGCUGCCGUCACGGGACUACUACCUGAACAAGACAGAGAAUGAGAAGGUGCUGGCUGGGUACCUGAACUACAUGGUGCAGCUGGGCAUGUUUCUGGGCGGCACCGACGAAGAGUCAACACGGCAACAAAUGCAGCAGAUCUUGGAGUUUGAGACAGCACUGGCCAACAUCACCAUCCCACAGGAGAAACAUCGGGAUGAGGAGGUCAUCUACCACAAGAUGACAGCUGGAGAGCUGAAGGAUCUGGCACCGGCUGUAGACUGGAUGCCCUUCCUCUCCACGGUCUUCUAUCCUGUGGAACUCAAUGAGUCAGAGCCCGUCGUGGUCUAUGCCAAGGAGUACCUGGAGCAGGUCUCCGAUCUCAUCCUGGCCACUGAUAAAUGCCUCCUCAACAACUACAUGAUCUGGAACCUGGUGCGUAAAACCAGCCCCUUCCUUGACCAGCGCUUCCAGGAUGCUGAGGAGAAGUUCAUGGAAGUGAUGUAUGGGACGAAGAAGACCUGCCUGCCGCGCUGGAAGUUCUGCAUCAGCGACACAGACAACAACCUGGGCUUUGCCUUGGGGGCCAUGUUUGUCAAGGCUACCUUCGCCGAGGACAGCAAGCAGGUGGCAGAGGAAAUGAUUGCAGAGAUUAAAACAGCCUUCGAGGAAAGCCUGGAGACCCUGCAGUGGAUGGACGAGGAGACGAGGAAGUCGGCCAAAGAGAAGGCGGAUGCCAUCUACAACAUGAUCGGCUACCCAAAGUUCAUCCUGGACCCCAAGGAGCUGGACAAAGUCUUUAACGAUGUGAGUUGCUCAGAUAGAUGAUGUCCCCUGGGUCUCCUG
Lagopus leucura (white-tailed ptarmigan) is the source of this 1633-nucleotide messenger RNA. Its product is annotated as endothelin-converting enzyme 1-like. The transcript is spliced from 12 exons. Gene Ontology annotation, molecular function: metalloendopeptidase activity. Gene Ontology annotation, cellular component: plasma membrane. Bases 59 to 1615 code for a protein of 518 amino acids. Gene Ontology annotation, biological process: peptide hormone processing. The record is from RefSeq and is a predicted model, not a curated record. NCBI's taxonomy places the organism in Eukaryota, Metazoa, Chordata, Aves, Galliformes, Phasianidae.